Messenger RNA from Erigeron canadensis, 2577 nucleotides. RefSeq names its product probable galacturonosyltransferase 13. The record is from RefSeq and is a predicted model, not a curated record. Lineage: Eukaryota; Viridiplantae; Streptophyta; Magnoliopsida; Asterales; Asteraceae. The transcript is spliced from 6 exons. The coding region runs from base 374 to 1978 and encodes 534 amino acids. Gene Ontology annotation, molecular function: polygalacturonate 4-alpha-galacturonosyltransferase activity.
ACUCUCUCUCUCUCUGUCUCUCUCUCAUUUUAGAAAGAAAAUCACAAAUCAAAACAAGGAUACGAAUCAUAAUAUUUCCGUUAUAAUUAAUCAAUUGUGUAUACACAUAUAUAUCUAAUGAAAAAUAUUAUAUGUAUUCUGUCCGAUAUUAUAAACCCUAAUUUUUGAUUGAGAAUCGGAAUAAAUUCAUGGUGGCGGAUCUGAUUAAACAAUGGGCGGGUGGAUCGAUUGCCGACGUCGGUGAUAAUGAGGACGAAAUUAGGGUUUCCAAUUUGAGAAAUUAACGGGGAGAUUAAUAAUAGUAUCAAUUAAAAUAAUAAUAAUAAUAAUAAAUAAGAAGAAAAAAAUAUAUAGGAGAAUAAUAAUAAUAAGAAUGCAGGUACAUGUGUCAGGGAGUAUGAGAAGUGUGACAAUAACAAGAAGCAGUAGUAAUGGUUUUAUUGAUUUAAUGAAGAUUAAAAUCGCAGCUCGACAUGUUUCCUAUAAAACAUUGUUUCAUACUAUAUUAAUACUUGCCUUCUUGUUGCCUUUUGUUUUCAUUUUUACUGCUCUUGUUAGCCUUGAAGGUCUCAACAAAUGCUCUUCUUUCGAUUGUUUAGGCAGGCGUUUGGGUCCGAAGCUACUUGGAAGAGGAGAUGAAUCAGGGAGGCUUGUUAAAGACUUCUAUGAUGUCCUUAAUGAAGUGAACACUGAAGAAGUUCCAGCUGACCUAAAGAUCCCUGAAAACUUUACACAUCUUGUCUCUGAGAUGAAAAGCAACGCAUACAGUGCCAAAGAUUUUGCUAUUAUAUUGAAAGGAAUGAUGGAGAGAUCUGAGAAGGAGAUAAGAGAAUCUAAGUUCCAAGAACUAAUGAACAAACACUUUGCAGCAAGUUCAGUUCCAAAAGGGAUCCAUUGUCUCUCUUUGAGAUUAACUGAUGAGUACUCGUCUAAUGCUCAUGCACGAAGGCAGUUGCCAUCACCAGAAUUACUCCCCCUCCUCUCGGACAACUCAUAUUAUCAUUUUAUUCUGCCGACUGACAAUAUCUUGGCAGCUUCGGUUGUAGUUACUUCUGCCGUCCAAUCAUCUCUAUCUCCUGAAAAGAUCGUCUUCCAUGUGAUAACUGAUAAAAAAACUUAUGCUGGCAUGCACUCUUGGUUUGCUUUAAAUCCCAUCUCCCCUGCCAUUGUUGAAGUAAAAGGUGUUCAUCAGUUUGACUGGUUGACCCGAGACAAUGUUCCUGUUCUCGAAGCUGUGGAAAAUCAUAUUGGUAUUCGGGACUACUACCAUGGAAAUCAUAUAUCAGGGGCUAAUCUUAGUGAUACUAAUCCAAGAACCUUUGCCUCCAAAUUGCAAGCUAGAAGUCCUAAGUACAUAUCUUUGCUCAAUCAUCUUCGUAUAUAUCUCCCAGAGCUUUUUCCGAACCUUGAAAAGGUUGUUUUCUUAGAUGAUGAUAUUGUAAUUCAACGUGAUUUAUCUCCACUUUGGGAAAUUGACCUCAAUGGAAAGGUCAAUGGAGCAGUAGAGACGUGUAAAGGUGAAGAUUCAUGGGUGAUGUCAAAACGAUUUAGAAACUAUUUUAACUUUUCUCACCCACUGGUGGUAAAAAGUUUAAACCCGGAGGAGUGUGCUUGGGCUUAUGGGAUGAACAUCUUUGACUUAAAUGCAUGGAGAAAGACCAACAUAAGAGAUUCAUAUCAUGCAUGGCUUAAAGAGAACUUGAGGUCAAAUUUGACAUUAUGGAAGCUUGGAACUUUACCACCAGCCUUGAUUGCAUUUAGGGGCCAUGUUCAACCUAUUGAACCUUCAUGGCACAUGCUGGGGUUAGGGUACCAGAAGAAUACAAAUAUCGAGAGUGUAAAGAAGGCUGCUGUAAUACAUUACAAUGGCCAGUCAAAACCAUGGUUACAGAUUGGUUAUGAGCAUCUAAGACCUUUUUGGUCGAAAUACGUAAACUACUCCAAUGAAUUUGUCAAGAAUUGUCACAUCCUGGAGUAGUGAUUUCUCAAUGUACAAGUGCAUAUACGAACGGAUGGGACCUGGAUAUGAAGGGAAGUAUUUUGUCGAUACAAAUCAUCAAUAUAGAAGCAAGAAAUCAGCCAAAAUGGAAAUACAACUCUUCGAAUGGCUCAUCUUCUGAUUAAUGCGUCACUGGCACCUGUGUAACAAGUCAUUCUUUUGGUAUGUAACACAAUACUUUCUUUAGAUGAUUUUCAGCUUACCCCAUAAGGGGAUCCGUAUAGUUUAGCCAAUAGAAAUCAUGGGCAGGAUGAAGAAUGCCACCUGUCGCUUGUACGAGCCUAAAUGCACCAGAGAAGAAAGAGACCCUCUAAACUCUAAAGGCUCAUGUUUAGGCUAAUUAGCUUAAGAACUAUAUGAUUCAUUCAGAUUUUGGACUUGAUCAGUCAUUAAAGCUCUACCCAUUUUGUUUUCCUUUAUAAGGUUUUACACAAGUAUGUCCGAGUUUGGGCAACAGAUGGGUGGUAUUUUUUGCUACAAGAAUUUUAUUCUUUGAUAACAUUUGCCAAGUAUUUGUAUUCAUGAGAAACAUUAUAAUGUGCAGUAAAUUCUUGAAAAUUCAGUUAUUCUUGUUUCUA